Messenger RNA from Fukomys damarensis (Damara mole-rat), 1869 nucleotides. Its product is annotated as zinc finger protein 280A-like. The transcript is spliced from 2 exons. The coding region runs from base 150 to 1703 and encodes 517 amino acids. Gene Ontology annotation, molecular function: RNA polymerase II cis-regulatory region sequence-specific DNA binding; DNA-binding transcription factor activity, RNA polymerase II-specific. The record is from RefSeq and is a predicted model, not a curated record. Gene Ontology annotation, biological process: regulation of DNA-templated transcription. NCBI's taxonomy places the organism in Eukaryota, Metazoa, Chordata, Mammalia, Rodentia, Bathyergidae.
GCUGGAGUUCUUACAAGAAGUCCACCUGCGGCGCUCUGGGUACUGCUCUGCGUAUGUGUCCAGGAUCCUGUAAUUAACAGGUGCCAAUUUAUGAGAAGAUAGCUGUGGAAGUUGAAGGGACCACUGCUUCAAUCAAAAGUAAUUUUAAAAUGGCCGAUCACUUCUCCUUGAAUGAAGAACAAAAACCAGAACUACCGAAGCAGCAUGAGAGAGAAUCCAAUCAGAGGCACAAACAUGACGAAGAUGAUGAGCUGAUCUUUGUUGGGAUGGAACACGUAAGAGAAGAUUCGGACAUUCUCUUCGUCAAGAUGAUUUCAAAUUCAAAGCCAGUCAUUUCAAACAUUUUGAACAGAGUCACCCCAGGCUCAUAUUCAAAAAGAAAGAGAGGCCACCUCAGUCAAGAUCCCACUCCCGAGUCUCAUCCGGGAUUUCAUGUGACCCCAACAGCCAAAGCAAUGGCUGCCAUGCCAAAUUCUCAGUCUGAAUGGGGAUCAAGAGAUAGUCCCAUUACUACUGAAUCUUCCUACAAACUUGCCUAUAAAAUGAGCUCACCAGAAGUCAUGCCUCCUCGAGAUUCAAAGCAACUUUCCUCUGCUGAUAAAACCAGUAGAAAUCCCAAAAGAUCAAAACUCAGGAAUGAAAUCCCUAGUGUAUAUUCUUCAACCACGACCCCUUCCAGUGUCUCUCCUCUGAUGUACACAGGUACACCAUCGAAAAGCAUCUGCUCGCCAAGCACUGUUCAGAAUGGAACCUCCUUUCCUCGGACUCAUGCUAACGAAAAGGUACCUUUUGUUCUCGGGGAUCCAGACCCAGAAAAUAGCUCUGAAGCUUUGGUAAAAACAGGCAUAUCACAUCCAACAGGUCAAAACAAGACCUUUGAUCCCAAGACAGGAAGUCUGAUCCUGUUGCUUAGUGACUUUUACUAUGGGCAUCAUAAGGGAGAUGGGCAGCCAGCACCGAAGACUCACUCAACCUUUAAAUGCCUCAGCUGCUUGAAAGUUCUGAAAAAUAUUAAGUUUAUGAAUCACAUGAAGCACCAUUUCGAACUUGAGAAGCAGAGAGGUGACAGCUGGGAAAACCACACCACCUGCCAGCACUGCUAUCGGCAGUUUCCCACUCCCUUCCAGCUGCAGUGUCACAUCGACAGGGUGCACACUACCCAGGAGCCCGCUGCUGUCUGUAAAAUCUGUGAGUUGUCAUUUGAAACUGAUCAGGUUCUCUUACAACACAUGAAGGACAGUCAUAAGCCUGGAGAAAUGCCCUAUGUGUGCCAGCUUUGCAAUUAUAGAUCAUCGGCCUUUGGUGACGUGGAAACACAUUUUAGAACAUGCCAUGAAAACACGAAGGAUUUGCUUUGUCUGUUUUGUCUUAAAAUUUUCAAAACUGCAAAUUCAUACAUGAAUCAUUGUUGGAGACACUGGAGCAAGAAGAGGGUUUUUCCGUGCUCCAAGUGCCGGCUACAGUUUUUGAGUUUGAAGGAGGAAAUAGAGCACAAAAGCAAAGAUCAUCAAACAUUUAAAAAACCAGAGCCACUGGAAGGGUUGCCUCCCAGAACGGAGGUUAUUAUUCAAACUUCAGUUCACUCCAGUGGUACAGAAUCUAUUAUGGUGGGCAACAUUGACUUUGGCCUGUCUCCUAUAAAAACCAAAAAGAGGAAAAACUCUAGAUAUUCCAGAGUCCUUUGUAGCCAGGGUUCUGGCUAAAUAUAUGUUUUCCCCACUUCCAUGGAUUCUAAAAGGCAGAUACAAAGCUAGGCCAUCUGCAUGUCAUGACUCAUGCUAGCAUGCCAUGUCCGAGUUUACAGUGACAUCUCUAUCUCCCUACUCGAAAGAGGCAGUUCAGAAAUCUUCAUGCCCUUUCUUUACUCAA